This is a messenger RNA of Eucalyptus grandis, 1359 nucleotides long. Its product is annotated as ankyrin repeat-containing protein BDA1. NCBI's taxonomy places the organism in Eukaryota, Viridiplantae, Streptophyta, Magnoliopsida, Myrtales, Myrtaceae. The transcript has 2 exons. The coding region runs from base 1 to 1359 and encodes 452 amino acids. The record is from RefSeq and is a predicted model, not a curated record. Gene Ontology annotation, molecular function: protein binding.
AUGGAUCCUAGGUUGUUUGAAGCAUCCUACACAGGGAAUGUCGAUAGAUUGUUCUCCUUGGUCAGAGAAAACGUCCUCAUCCUCGACACUGCUUCUCUCGUCGAGAGAGACAACCCUCUACAUGUUGCCUCGAUGGCUGGCCACGUGAAUUUCAUCAGAGAAGUCCUGAAACUGAGGAUGGAGUUUGCUGACGAGCUGAACCAGGACGGUCUCAGUCCCUUGCACAUCGCCGCAGCAAGGGGCAAUGUGGAUGUUGUUCGAGAGCUUUUGAAAGCGGGCAAUCGCCUGUGCCUUGUGAAGGGGAAAGGUGAAAGCAUUCCUCUGCACUAUUCGACCAUCAAAGGGAGGAGUGAUGUCCUGAAGGAACUGGUCUCGGCUUGUCCCGAUUCCAUUGAGGAAGUGACGGCGCGGAGGGAGAGCGUGCUCCACCUCGCCGUGAAGAACAACCAGUUCGACGCAUUCAAGUUGCUGGUGCUACAGCUGAAGCGAUUUAACAAAGAGCAUGUCGUGCAUUGUCGGGACGAGCAAGGGAACCAAAUCUUGCACCACGCUGUGGCUAGAAAGCAAUACGAGGUAGUCAAGUUCCUGCUCUCGGGCGAUGCAAUUGACAAGGACCUGAUCGACGUGAACACCAGAAACGAGGCUGGUCUAACGCCUCUAGACAUCCUAUUGCUCGUUAACAAUGAAGCCGGUGAUGCGGAAAUCGUCGAAAUCCUCAUGCGAUCUGGAGCCACGAGAGCAAGCGGAUUGCUUUCUGUGGUAGUGGUGACUGAAGAACCAGAACCCCGAACAGACCAAUCAAACAGACAGCACCAAUCACGCAGAACUUGGACCGACCGUUGCAUAAGUUUCUUGAGGGUCAAUCAUGGGAGAACCCCAUGGUUAGAGAACUUCAAGUACAAUAAAGAAAGGGACUCCCCGGGAGAUGUACGGAACGCCUUGCUCAUUGUUGCUGCUCUCAUCACCAUUGCUACCUAUCAAGCCGUGCUUCAACCGCCGGGUGGAGUUUGGCAGGCAGAUUCAGGGUCCUCGAGCAGCAGCACCAGUGCCAUAAACAACGGGGCCAAAUCACACAAAGCCGGUCAGGCGGUUUUGGGUACGAAGAGCCCGGUCUCGUACGUCCUCUUCAUCAUCUUCAACUCGGUUGGGUUCUUUGCCUCUGUCAGGAUGAUCGCCAUCCUGACGUCGGGAUUCCCGAUGCAGAUGGAGCUGCAUGUGGCGCUGUUCGCUCUGAUAACAACGUACGACACUGCGAUGAGCUCCCUCACGCCCAACACUUUCUUCAACUACUUCUUCGUUGGUCUCUCGAUAUUUUUGCCGGUCAUAAUCGCUCUCGUAAGUCGCUGGGUCAGAAAAUGA